AGAUGUUGAAAUGUUUUGGCUUUAAAGAAUAUGUCUUAACAUCCUCCCACAAAAGCAAAAGAUAUUAAAGGGUUUAGUGACUAAUGUCAGCCCAUGUGUAGUUCUAUGUUUAUUGAAUACUGGAGGAAGAAAAAAGAUUUUAAGGUGUCUCCUUUCACAGCUGGACAGUAGAUAUGAUCUCGUCUCCAUUGGUGGAAUUCAGGCGUCAAAGUGCCGUGGUGAUUUCAACAACUGUUGUGGCUAAUAUCAUGUGGUGGAUGGUUAUGAUUGCAGCCAUUGGACUGGGGGCCAUACAUCUGAACCAUUGUCCACUACAGCCCAGCAUCCCCGUCUACCUGAUUGUGAUGGGAGCGGCCAGCCUCCUCUGUCUUUCUCUGACCUACAUCAGGAGCGGCUGGGAUGAUGGCGCUGCCUGCAUCCUCAGCUCGUGCUGCAUGAUUAUCCUGUACAUCUUCACUUUCGUCUGGUUGGUUUCAGGCACUACCUGGGUUUAUUCUGUAUAUCCUCCCAGUUACACACCCGGAGAAAGUCGGUACUGCCACAGGACAACCUUCCAGUUUGCCUUUGGUGUCACCACCCUGGUCUGGGUCAUUUUUGCUCUCAUGUUCAUCUGUGGCGGUUGCUUCACUUUACUGACCUGCUGUAAUACUUUGAUGGCAAGACGCCGCUUGAUACCCAACCGCAAUACUUUCUAUGGUGGGACAAGUGCUUUUCAAGAACCGAUUGUUAGUGAUGUGUGAUUUACAACCUGGUUCAUGUCUUGACAUUAGAUUUUACAGAAGUGAAACUUUUCCCAUAUUUUGACAGUAAUGCUCCUGGUUCUGCUCCUGCAGUUGAGGGUUUUUUUUUAAUUAUUUGUGGAAGUUGUUAUAGUAAUGAGCUAGAUAUAAAAGUUGUACACAGCAGCUCUCAAAGUAUUUAAACAGCAGCUCUCAAAACUGUUACAAGAUUAUUUUCUACAAUAUUCCUGUAAAGCUUAAAGAAAGAUGCCUUACUUCACUUGAGGCUUUAAUCAUAUUCUUUCUGUUACGGCACACAAGUGGCUGUGCUGAGGCAGCUUUGUCCAGCUUCACUGAACAUUAGGUCCAGUGCAGUCAAAUCUACGACCUGCUGAAACAUCACAUCCCUUUCACACACACACACACACCAAUAGUGUUACGUCACGUGCUUCCUGUUCACACCAACAUCAAACUGUAAACAUUUUAGCCCAGUAGAGGAUAAGAUGUUAGGAAGUCUAGGGGCAGUAAUAUUGAUUCAGUAUUGACAUGAAACAUAAAUAGAUAUUAGUAUUAUGUGUUUUUAUAUUGUGUGUGUGUGUGUGUGUGUGUGUGUGUGUGUG
This is a messenger RNA of Xiphias gladius (swordfish), 1339 nucleotides long. RefSeq names its product transmembrane protein 272-like. The record is from RefSeq and is a predicted model, not a curated record. NCBI's taxonomy places the organism in Eukaryota, Metazoa, Chordata, Actinopteri, Istiophoriformes, Xiphiidae. The coding region runs from base 174 to 740 and encodes 188 amino acids. The transcript is spliced from 5 exons.